This is a messenger RNA of Pogona vitticeps (central bearded dragon), 2615 nucleotides long. It is a transcript of the gene DDX4, whose product is annotated as DEAD-box helicase 4. NCBI's taxonomy places the organism in Eukaryota, Metazoa, Chordata, Lepidosauria, Squamata, Agamidae. Gene Ontology annotation, molecular function: ATP binding; RNA helicase activity; nucleic acid binding. The record is from RefSeq and is a predicted model, not a curated record.
CGGAGCCGGUCCUGAAGCGCCUGCGUUGCCGACGUUCUGAGGAGAGUGAAGAGCGGGAGCGGGGGGCGGGGGUGGUUGAGAAAUUGAGCGGGAAACGGCUAGAGGGGGAGCGCCGUCGUCGUCGUCUGCCGCAGGAGCCCCUAAGAGGACCGGUUGCCGCCAUGGGUGACGAGGAUUGGGAUACGGAGAUCACGGGCAAGAAGAUCGGCCGAGGGAGCGUCGGCGGAGAUGGUGAUGCUGGCCUGGAAACUGCACCUACUUUGAAACCCACUUUCCCGAAGCCGGGUGGCUUAUCUGGAAGAGUGAUUGAAUCAUCGGGCAGUUUUGGUCAGAAUGUAAAACCACCAGCUGCCAGUGGAAAAUCAAAUGGAGAAAUGAAACGAGGAAGUGGAUUUGGAAGUGGGAGGACUUUUGGAAGCAGAGGUUUUCAAAGUAUGGGUGAUGGAGGUGUUGCUUGUACAGUUGGAAGAGUAUUUGACAGAUGUGGCAGAGGAAAGUUUACCAAUGAUGAAAAUGAGAAGGAAGAGGGAAAAUGGAAUUCUCAUGACUUUGGCUUUAAAAGAGGAGGAUUUGAUGCUCCAGCAGGUCACUUUGAAAACAGUGGGAAAGGAUUUCAAGAAAGAGGAGGUUACAAAGGAAGCAAUGAGGAAAUAAUUGGAGGUUCUGGAAGGAGUAUGUGGAAAUCAGAUGGUGAUACAGAAAAAGGUGACUGUGGAGGUCCAAAGGUGACGUAUGUACCACCACCACCACCAGAUGAUGAAGAUGCCAUUUUUUCACAUUAUCAGACGGGGAUAAACUUUGACAAAUACGAUGACAUUCCUGUGGAGGUUUCAGGGCCUGAUAAACCACCAGGAAUACUGACAUUUAAAGAAGCUGCUCUGUGCCAGACACUAAUCGAGAACAUUGAUAGAGCUGGAUAUAAAAAACUUACUCCAGUGCAGAAACACAGCAUUCCUAUUAUUCUGGCAGGGCGUGAUUUAAUGGCGUGUGCUCAAACAGGGUCUGGAAAAACAGCAGCUUUUCUUAUUCCAAUUUUGGCACAUAUGAUGCGAGAUGGGGUUACUGCCAGUCAAUUCAAAGAGCAACAAGAACCAGAAUGUAUAAUUGUAGCUCCAACUAGGGAACUGAUAAAUCAGAUAUUUAUGGAAUCAAGAAAAUUUUUGUAUGGAACAUGUAUACGUCCCGUUGUCAUUUAUGGAGGUAUACAAGUAGGUUAUACAAUUUGUCAGAUAAAGCAAGGCUGUAAUAUAUUGUGUGCUACUCCUGGAAGACUUUUGGAUGUCAUAAACAGGCAAACGAUUGGAUUGAGCAAAUUAAAAUAUUUGGUGUUAGAUGAAGCUGACCGUAUGCUGGACAUGGGAUUUGGCCCUGAAAUGAAGAAGCUGAUCUCAAGCCCUGGCAUGCCAGCAAAGGAGCAGCGUCAAACACUGAUGUUCAGUGCUACUUUCCCUGAAGAAAUUCAGAGGCUGGCUGGAGAAUUUUUGAAGUCCGGGUACUUAUUUGUGGUUGUUGGUCAAGUGGGUGGAGCCUGCAGUGAUGUUCAGCAGUCUGUACUUCAAGUGAAACAGUAUGACAAGAGAGAAAAGCUUAUUGAGAUUCUCCGUGACAUAGGUAAUGAGAGAGUCAUGGUAUUUGUGGAAACUAAGAAAAAAACAGAUUUCAUUGCGACGAUACUUUGCCAGGAACAUAUACCAGCAACAAGUAUUCAUGGGGAUCGGGAGCAGAGAGAGCGAGAAGAAGCUCUCCGUUAUUUUCGUUUGGGAAAAUGCCCUGUGCUUGUUGCUACGUCAGUGGCUGCGAGAGGUCUGGAUAUUGAAAAAGUUCAACAUGUUAUAAAUUAUGAUUUGCCUUCCACCAUUGAUGAGUAUGUUCACAGAAUUGGACGAACUGGGCGUUGUGGUAAUAUAGGCAAAGCUGUUUCCUUUUUUGAUCCUCAAUCGGACACUGCUAUUGCACAGCCUUUAAUAAAAGUCCUUGUAGAUGCUCAGCAAGAAGUACCAGCAUGGCUCGAGGAGAUAGCUUGUAGUGCUGGUGGAAUCAGUUUCAGCAGUUCGAGGGGGAGUACGUUUGCAUCUAUUGAUUCUCGAAAGGUUUUCCAUGGCAAAGAUAAUCAGUGCAGUGGAGGAUUUGCAGCAUCAAAUAUAACUGCAGCUGAUGAAUCAUGGGAUUAAGGCAGUACUCUCUCAUGGAACAAAUCUCUUAAUGUACUGUUUUGAAUCUUCCAAACAAGUCAAUUAUGGAGAGAGACUGGAUUAUGAACAUAUUUACUCAAGUCCCUUAGAUUUCAGUGGAACUUACUUCCAAGUAAACAUGGUUAGGAUUGUGACUUUAAUGUUUAAAAAACUGUUGUUGUUACUUGGUUCCUUGAUUGAAUGCAGUUCUUGAAUAUCGUCAAGACUGGCAGAUUACAUAUAUAAUUUGAAUUGCUUAAUUUAGUUGCUAAAUUUAAUAGUUGUGUGAAGUAACACCACUUGUAAAGAAUUGGUUAAAGGAUUAUAAAACAUUAAAUAAAAAUGUAGGAUUGUGUCCUGUUCUUUGGGUUGUAUAGAGCUUGUCUCAUUUCUCUCAAAACCUACUUAGAAGUCAUUGAUUAUCAUUGAGAUGCAAUUAGUUUG